This is a messenger RNA of Trichomycterus rosablanca, 957 nucleotides long. RefSeq names its product olfactory receptor 4E2-like. Gene Ontology annotation, molecular function: olfactory receptor activity; G protein-coupled receptor activity; odorant binding. The record is from RefSeq and is a predicted model, not a curated record. Gene Ontology annotation, cellular component: membrane. Bases 1 to 957 code for a protein of 318 amino acids. The transcript has a single exon. Gene Ontology annotation, biological process: detection of chemical stimulus involved in sensory perception of smell; G protein-coupled receptor signaling pathway. Lineage: Eukaryota; Metazoa; Chordata; Actinopteri; Siluriformes; Trichomycteridae.
AUGCACUGGAAGAGAAGGAUGGAGAAUUCUACACGAGAAUUCAUGUUUUUGCUGUAUGGACUGAAUGACACCAGGACAAACAAUAACAUUUAUUUUGCAUUUGGUCUAGUUGCCUAUAUCAUGACUCUUUUUAUAAACGGGAUGCUUAUUGCUACAAUUAUUCUGGAGAAAACACUUCAUGAACCUAUGUAUCUGUUUAUAUGUAAUUUGUUUGCAAAUGGAAUAUGUGGUUCUUCUGCUUUCUAUCCGAAGAUCCUUGUGGAUCUUUUAGCAGACACUCAUGUCAUCUCAUAUAUCGGGUGUUUUGCCCAAGUAAUUGCCAUUUUCUCAUAUGCUUUUUCAGAAUUAACAUGUUUAACAGUUAUGUCAUUUGACCGUUAUGUAGCCAUAUGUAAGCCUUUAGAAUAUCACUCUCUCAUGACGCUUCAGAAAGUGAGAAAUUUACUUCUUUUCACCUGGACUUUCACUUUACUUCAAACAUCAGUUGGGGCUGUUCUGACUUCCAGGUUACCAUUAUGUGGUAAUGUAAUUGACAAGCUUUACUGCUCUAAUUGGGACAUUGUUAAGCUAUCUUGCAUAGAUGUGACUGUAAACAAUGUGUACGGUUACGUUCUAACAUUUUUUCAGAUUUUACAAGCUGCAAUCAUUGUAGUGUCGUAUGUUCAAAUUGUCAAAGCAUCACUGCGUUCUAAGACAGGUCGGGUUAAAUUCAUGCAGUCGUGUUUUCCCCACUUAAUAACACUCAUUAGCUUCACUGUUUCACUGAUUUUUGAUGUUAUGUACGCUCGCUAUGGCAAAAUUCAGGGACAGCAAGCUCUGCGUAACAUUCUGGCUAUGCAGUUCGUUGUUGUGCCUCCUCUCCUAAACCCUUUGAUAUAUGGAAUAAAACUAACCCAGAUACGGCAAGGAUUUUUAAAAAUGUAUGUUUACAGGCAUAAAGCAGUGCGACCGAGCUGA